This is a messenger RNA of Diabrotica balteata, 2079 nucleotides long. The record is from the annotation of a GenBank genome assembly. NCBI's taxonomy places the organism in Eukaryota, Metazoa, Arthropoda, Insecta, Coleoptera, Chrysomelidae.
GUAAUAGUAUUUUAGGAAAAAACACGAUGCUGGGAAGGUGUAGAUUGUCGCUUAUAUUUUUUUCACUUUUCGUGUGCCUAAAUGCUGCGAAACUUGAGAAAGGAUGGGAGGAUGUUUUCGGGAACAACCCUUCAUCCACCCUUCCAGUUCACAAGGUCGGCAACAAAAAUUACGUCGUUGUUACUAAUACCAGGCUAAACUUCUUACAAGCCAUGGAUUUUUGUGAAAAUCUACACAUGAACUUGGUAACCAUCGAGUCUGCAGAGGAAAACAAAGCCGUUGAAAAAUUAGUUGCUGAAGCAAAUGGCGGUAACGAAUACUGGACUGCUGGUACAAGAUUGCUCGAUGGUAAAACUUGGGUAUGGUUUACCACUGGAGAUGUUAUCCAAUAUUCUGCUUGGAAUCCUGGUGAACCAAGCGGAGGAAACGAAUAUUGCCUUAUGACUAUAAAAUCAAAUAAUGGUUUAGUGUGGAAUGAUGUCAAAUGCGACAUUGAAUAUCCAUUUAUUUGUGAAAGGCCUCUCGAUGAAAAACGGGAAGAUUUAUUUGCCAAUGAAGAAAAAGAUUGGAAGAAUAUCUUAAAUGUUCACACAAAUGAACCAAAUUUGGAUCUUUUACAUGUUAACGGCAAGGAAUUCUAUAUAUCUCAGGAGUACAGAGGAAAUUAUUAUGAAGCAUUAGAUUAUUGCAAAGUUCAUAAUAUGAGACUAGCAUCUAUCGAUUCUAAAGAAGAAAAUGACAGAUUGUACAAACACAUCAGGGAUAUCAGUGCCGGUACUGAAUUUUGGUCUUCUGGUACACGUUUAUUAGAUGGCAGAAACUGGGUUUGGUUACCUAAAGGUAUGCCUAUUGGUUACACCAACUGGGGCCCUGGUCAACCAGAUAACAACAACGAUCAUUGUAUACGUCUGCAUUUGGAUAAGAAUAAUGGUCUGUUUUGGGAUGACAUUAACUGCAAUAACGUUAACAGAGUAAUCUGUGAGACGUUCGUUGGAGGAAAUGGCGGACAUGGAGGUAAUGUAGGAAACGGAGGAACUGAAGGUAAUGGCAGCAACGAUGGAAAUGCAGGACAUGGUGCUAAUGGAGGAAAUGCAGGUAAUGGAGGAAAUGCAGGUAAUGGAGGAAAUGCAGGUAAUGGAGGAAAUGCAGGUAAUGGAGGAAAUGCAGGUAAUGGAGGAAACACAGGUAAUGAAGGAAAUGCAGGUAAUGGAGGAAAUGCAGGUAAUGGAGGAAAUGCAGGUAAUGGAGGAAAUGCAGGUAAUGGAGGAAACACAGGUAAUGAAGAAAAUGUAGGUAAUGGAGGAAAUGCAGGUAAUGGAGGAAAUGGAGGUAGCACAAGUAAUGGAGGAAAUGGAGGUAACGGAAGCAAUGAAGGAAAUGGAGGUAACGGAAACAACGGAGGAAGUGGAGGACAUGGCGGUAGCGAAGACAAAGACGUUUCAGGAGACGAUUUCUUGAGCAAGCUUGCUCAAACUGUCCCAGGAAAUAUUCCAACUGUUCUUCAGGAAGGAAGAAAAUUCCAUGUAAACAGAGGAUUACGUGUUACACAAUCUCAAGCUAGAGCCUUCUGUGCAUACCAUAAAAUGAAGCUUCCUGAUAUUAAAGAUUUUGAAGAAAAUACCCUUCUCGCCAAACUUCUGCCAUACCCUGUUAUUAAUGGACCUUACUGGAUUGAUGGAGAAAGAGUAAAAGGUAAAUGGAUCUGGAAACAAUCAGACAAACCAAUAGAGUACUUUAACUGGGGUAUCGCUCGUGUAGGCGCUGAAAGUAAGUCUUGUGUUGGACUUACAAACGUAGGAAAAUAUGAAGCAGCAUUUUGCGAUCAAAAGAAACCUUUCAUUUGUGAAUCUGCAAGCGAUGAAAGCAGUACCUCUAAGGAUCAUGGAGAUGCUAUAAUUAACGUGUUCAUGACUAAUAAUUUAAUAAAUGAAAAUGGAAAGGUAACUAAUGCUAAGGAACUUAUUUCCUCCCAGUAUAUUGAAGUCAAGCCAGAAGGUGGUUACCAUAUUACUGUUGACAAUAAUGCAGGAAAAUGCUAAAUUGUGUAAAACUUCUCUAAAUAAAGAAUAUAAAUAGCUA